CUAUCUGUAUCCACCUUUCUAUGGUUUAACAAAAUUAUAUACUCGAAAACAUUAUAGUUACAGCUGAAGAUAUCAUUUCUAUUUCUCUUAAAAGUUAAAUUGUAUUAUAUUGAAAUUAAAAUUGAAGCGAAUAGGCGAAGGCUAACAAGUAGAAUUAUUCAAAAAUAGUGACAGGUGGUUUGACGUUUAUUCGCCGCCAUCGUUAUUAGCGACAGCGAUCUGCCAUAUUGCGCGUGAUAUAAAGAAUUGUAAUACAUUUACGGUAUUACGGUUGUUAUCUGUACAUCUAGUACGAGAAUUUAUUGUUUAUGUAGUAAUAACAUUUCAACAAAAUCGUUGUAAGUCGGUUUGUGGGAAAACAUUCCACUGUAGUGAACUGCAAAACGAUAAAAAAUGUCAACUGGACCAUAUAAUUACUCCUAUAUCUUCAAAUACAUUAUUAUAGGAGAUAUGGGAGUAGGAAAAUCAUGUUUACUACAUCAGUUUACAGAAAAAAAAUUUAUGGCAGAUUGCCCGCAUACUAUUGGAGUUGAAUUUGGGACAAGAAUUAUUGAAGUUGCAGGACAAAAAAUAAAAUUACAAAUAUGGGACACUGCUGGCCAAGAACGUUUUAGGGCAGUUACUAGGUCUUAUUACCGAGGUGCAGCUGGAGCAUUAAUGGUCUAUGAUAUAACUCGUCGUUCAACUUAUAAUCAUCUUAGCAGCUGGCUUACAGAUACAAGGAAUUUAACAAAUCCAAGCACUGUUAUAUUUUUAAUUGGAAAUAAAAGUGACUUGGAAGGUCAACGAGAUGUUACUUAUGAAGAAGCAAAACAAUUUGCUGAUGAAAAUGGUCUUAUGUUUGUAGAAGCUAGUGCAAAAACAGGACACAAUGUUGAAGAGGCCUUUUUGGAAACAGCAAAAAAAAUAUUCCAGAGUAUACAAGAUGGCCGUUUGGAUCUAAAUGCUGCCGAAUCUGGAGUUCAACAUAAUCCAAGUCAACCAGGUCGUACUAAUCUUCAAGGUGUAUCUAAUGAACAACAAGGUGGAAAGGAUUCUUGCUCCUGUUAGGUCUUUGUUUGUAUAUAGACAUAUGAAUUCAUCGGUACUAUUGAUGCAUAUAUGAUUUAUACUAAGUAUAGUAAGCAAAUAGUCUCCUGUCUUUAUCCCUUUACCUUUUAUAUGUUAAAUCUAUUCAAUGAAAAAUAUCAGUUUUUUUCUAGUUAGAUUUAAUUUCCACAAAUAAAGUAAAGAUCCAUGAUUCAGUCUACAUAUGCAUAUAAAUUGUACUGAUAACAAUGAUUCUGUAUUAACAUUGAAACUGAUAUUUCAAUGUUAAAGCUUUUCUAUGAUUAUUGUAAUUUGCAUAUAUGCAAAUAUUAUUGCAUAGAUCGUAUACUUUAUUGCGUAAAAGAUUUAUUAUUAGACAAUAUGUUGUACUCACAAAUCUUAUAGUACAUUGUGUAUAAGGUGCAUUAUACGAAACAUUUACUUUAAUCACAAGAAAAUAUGAUAAAUAUGAAUGUGACACAGCCAAAUAUUUACCAUUGUAAAUUAAAUUUGCGUAACAAGAUUAAGCACGUUUAAUCGUGUUUGUUAUCUAAUUUACAGUUUGAAAGCUAUUGUACUAUAAGCUUAAGUGCAAAAGAUUGUUGGUAACUAAAACUAAACUUCUCUACAGCAUCAAAAGAGUUGUCAUAAAAUGGCAUAAUGAAAUAGAAUUAAUGUCAACUCUAUGUUCCAUAUGACUACAACCCCAUUUUCAUAUCAUGCAAAGCUAAUGUAAAGCUAUAUGUAACUUUUAUUUUUUGCUUGGAAAA
Frieseomelitta varia is the source of this 1799-nucleotide messenger RNA. It is a transcript of the gene Rab14, whose product is annotated as ras-related protein Rab-14. The transcript is spliced from 7 exons. Gene Ontology annotation, molecular function: GTP binding; GTPase activity. Bases 394 to 1050 code for a protein of 218 amino acids. The record is from RefSeq and is a predicted model, not a curated record. Gene Ontology annotation, cellular component: Golgi apparatus; trans-Golgi network; phagocytic vesicle. Gene Ontology annotation, biological process: Golgi to endosome transport; phagosome maturation; endocytic recycling. NCBI's taxonomy places the organism in Eukaryota, Metazoa, Arthropoda, Insecta, Hymenoptera, Apidae.